Messenger RNA from Peronospora belbahrii, 945 nucleotides. NCBI's taxonomy places the organism in Eukaryota, Oomycota, Peronosporomycetes, Peronosporales, Peronosporaceae. The record is from the annotation of a GenBank genome assembly.
AUGUUGAAACGUGUGGUCAAGCGUGUUUCAAGCGGUCUACACUCACUUCCAUUCCCACUUGCAUGUCAUCGACCACUUGCUACAAUUACUGCUUCACGGUUGCUUCAGAAAGCUACUUUUGCUGCAACUGCAAUCAGUACAAGCACUGCCUGUGCCUUUUGCUCUGUACCUGCUUUCAUCGUUUCAAGAGAAACCAAUCGUAGUAAUGAUCAUGAUCAUGAUGAGAUUGUGCUACCAAAGGUAGUUCUAUACCAGUAUGAACCCUGUCCUUACUGUUGUCAGGUUAAAGCUGUCUUGGAUUACUUGAAGAUUCCGUACGAAGUGGUGGAAGUAAAUCCAAUAACUAAAAGCGAGAUCAUGGCUUUUACAGACUACCGCAAAGUGCCGGUGGUACGUAUUAAUGACCAAGUGGUCGUGGACUCUUCUGCGAUUAUUUCGCGACUCUGGGAACUUGUCAUGUGCUCAGAGGAUAAGGACAUUGAACAUGGAGAAGAGGAGGAAAAACACUGGUGUCAAUGGGUUAACAAGAAGCUCAUUCUUUUGACACCACCUAAUAUCUAUCGUACAAUACCGGAGGCAUUACAGGCUUUUGAUUACUGCUUGACAGAGGGUAAUUUUACAUCCAUGGAGCGUCGUAUGUCCAAGUACGCCGGCGCUAUGGUUAUGUACCUUAUUGCAAAGAGAGCAAAGAAGAAAUAUGAGAUUGACGACGAACGUCUAACGCUUUAUUCAGCGCUGAAGAAUUGGGUGGAUGCUAUUGGUGACAAACGCCCGUUUCUUGGCGGCCAAGAGCCCAACAUGGCUGAUCUCUCCGUUUUCGGUGUAUUGCGUGCGAUGCACGGACUGGAUACGUAUAAUGACAUUAUGCGCGAGACAGAUAUCGCGCCGUGGUUUACGCGCAUGAGUCUAAAGGUUGGUCCUAGCUCACGCAUUGCCAGCAACUAA